Molecule: messenger RNA, 750 nt
Organism: Salvia miltiorrhiza (redroot sage)
Lineage: Eukaryota; Viridiplantae; Streptophyta; Magnoliopsida; Lamiales; Lamiaceae
Exons: 4
Coding region: 1-750 (249 amino acids)
Source: RefSeq, a predicted model, not a curated record
AUGGAAAAGGAGGAUGGUGGCCGAAAAUUGUGGCUAGGGGGGGGAGGGGGCGAGUGGUGGGCUGGCGAGAAACCUCUUAGGGCUGUUUUCCCGAGACUUUUUCAUUUGUGUCUUAAUAAAGAAGCUGUGAUCGAGCACUACGGGAGAUGGGAAGACGGGAAGUGGACCUGUGAUAUUAAGUGGAGGAGGGAACUAUUCGGGAGAGAUCUUGGGGAGCUUAAUACUCUGCUCUUGGCUAUUUCUCCUUUCUCUCUGAAUGCAGGAAUGGCGGACUGCUCCAAGGACGGAGUUUUCUCUACGAAGUCGGCAUAUUCCAUUCUGACGGAGACUUGGACCGAAAGCUCCAUGCCGGCCAAUGUUAAGAAAGCUUCCUCCAAGGUGUUGAAGGUCCCAGCGCCUCAUAAGCCAAAGAAUAUCCCGCUUGCGAUCGAGGAGAGCUACUGCACUUCGUGUGUAGCAAGUUUGGAGACAGCAAACCACCUGUUUCUUCUCUGCCCCAAAGCGGGGAAGGUCUGGGAUGAGAUUAAGAAAUGGCUCGGGAUUUUUACGACCCGUCCUCAAGGUAUCAUACAACACCUCUUUUCGUUUUCUAAUUUGGGAGGAGGAAAGAAGAGCUGCAAAUUCCUUAAAGCACUGUGGAUGUGUACUAUUUGGCUUCUUUGGAAAGGAAGGAAUGAAGGUCGUUUCGAAGGCAAGUUUGGUGCUCGGGUGAUUUGGUAUCGCUGUAGCUUGUCCUGUGUGGCUCUUUGA